Molecule: messenger RNA, 1620 nt
Organism: Dromaius novaehollandiae (emu)
Lineage: Eukaryota; Metazoa; Chordata; Aves; Casuariiformes; Dromaiidae
Product: cell surface glycoprotein 1-like
Exons: 1
Source: RefSeq, a predicted model, not a curated record
UCUCCAACGCCAAACCCUGAGCCAAACCCUGAGCCUUCUCCAAGGCCAAACCCUGAGCCUUCUCCAACGCCAAACCCUGAGCCAAAGCCUGAGCCUUCUCCAACGCCAAACCCUGAGCCUACUCCAACGCCAAAGCCUGAGCCUUCUCCAACGCCAAAGCCUGAGCCAAACCCUGAGCCAAACCCUGAGCCUUCUCCAACGCCAAACCCUGAGCCAAACCCUGAGCCUUCUCCAAUGCCAAACCCUGAGCCAAACCCUGAGCCUUCUCCAACGCCAAACCCUGAGCCAAACCCUGAGCCUUCUCCAACGCCAAACCCUGAGCCUUCUCCAACGCCAAAGCCUGAGCCAAAGCCUGAGCAUUCUUCAAGGCCAAACCCUGAGCCUUCUCCAACGCCAAACCCUGAGCCAAAGCCUGAGACUUCUCCAAGGCCAAACCCUGAGCCUUCUCCAACGCCAAACCCUGAGCCAAAGCCUGAGCCUUCUCCAACGCCAAACCCUGAGCCUACUCCAACGCCAAAGCCUGAGCCUUCUCCAACGCCAAAGCCUGAGCCAAACCCUGAGCCUUCUCCAAGGCCAAACCCUGAGCCUUCUCCAACGCCAAACCCUGAGCCAAACCCUGAGCCUUCUCCAACGCCAAACCCUGAGCCAAAGCCUGAGCCUUCUCCAACGCCAAACCCUGAGCCUUCUCCAACGCCAAACCCUGAGCCAAACCCUGAGCCUUCUCCAACGCCAAACCCUGAGCCAAAUCCUGAGCCGUCACCAAUGCCAAACCCUGAGCCUUCUCCAACGCCAAAGCCUGAGCCAAAGCCUGAGCCUUCUUCAAGGCCAAACCCUGAGCCUUCUCCAACGCCAAACCCUGAGCCAAACCCUGAGCCUUCUCCAAUGCCAAACCCUGAGCCUUCUCCAACGCCAAAGCCUGAGCCAAACCCUGAGCCUUCUCCAACGCCAAACCCUGAGCCUUCUCCAACGCCAAAGCCUGAGCCAAACCCUGAGCCUUCUCCAACGCCAAAGCCUGAGCCAAAGCCUGAGCCUUCUCCAAUGCCAAACCCUGAGCCUUCUCCAACGCCAAAGCCUGAGCCAAAGCCUGAGCCUUCUUCAAGGCCAAACCCUGAGCCUUCUCCAACGCCAAACCCUGAGCCAAAGCCUGAGCCUUCUCCAAGGCCAAACCCUGAGCCUUCUCCAACGCCAAACCCUGAGCCAAAGCCUGAGCCUUCUCCAACGCCAAACCCUGAGCCUACUCCAACGCCAAAGCCUGAGCCUUCUCCAACGCCAAACCCUGAGCCAAAGCCUGAGCCUUCUCCAACACCAAACCCUGAGCCUUCUCCAACGCCAAACCCUGAGCCAAAGCCUGGGCCUUCGCAAACGCCAAAGCCUGAGCCAAAGCCUGAGCCUUCUCCAACACCAAACCCUGAGCCUUCUCCAACGCCAAACCCUGAGCCAAACCCUGAGCCUUCUCCAACGCCAAAGCCUGAGCCAAAGCCUGAGCCAAACCCUGAGCCUUCGCAAACGCCAAACCCUGAACCAAAGCCUGAGCCUUCUCCAACGCCAAACCCUGAGCCUUCUCCAACGCCAAACCCUGAGCCAAACCCUGAGCCUUCUCCAACGCCAAACCCUGAGCCA